Messenger RNA from Suillus bovinus, 1074 nucleotides. RefSeq names its product NUDIX hydrolase domain-like protein. The annotation marks the transcript as partial. Gene Ontology annotation, molecular function: coenzyme A diphosphatase activity; acetyl-CoA hydrolase activity. The record is from RefSeq and is a predicted model, not a curated record. NCBI's taxonomy places the organism in Eukaryota, Fungi, Basidiomycota, Agaricomycetes, Boletales, Suillaceae. The transcript has 7 exons. Gene Ontology annotation, biological process: coenzyme A catabolic process.
AUCCCAGCGCAUGUACUUAAGCGCCUCACUCCAAAGUCUAGAGCAUGCGUCGAGCGUCUGAGGACAUGUCGAUUGGAUAGACCUGACCUCUCUCGACAACCAACUUCCAAACUCGCAGCUGUGCUUGUUCUGUUGUACGAGCAAGCUGGAGAGCUUAGGGUCUUGUUGACGACACGGUCCAAGUCACUCCGUGCACAUCCAGGACAGACAGCGUUACCUGGUGGGAAGGCAGAUGAAGGAGAUGGAAGUUUAGUCUGGACUGCUCUUCGCGAAGCAAAUGAAGAAGUCGGUCUUCCUCUUCCGCCCACAUCGUCAAACAUACAUUUUAUCACGACACUCCCGCCUUUUCUCUCUGCAUCGCAGUUGUUGGUGACGCCUGUUGUCGUGCUUUUAUCUUUGCCGCUUCCGAGUCAACUCGUUAAAGUCGAUAGGAUAUUCGAUCACCCACUCGAAGCGAUAUUGGACCCUCGUAUCUUGUCGAACAAGGGGGAGAUGCUCGUGGAUGUGGGAGAGGACUGGCCAUAUAAUGCUGGGGAUUUGUAUAACCCGUCCGACGUCCGCCUCGACGCAUUUGAUGGACUUAUAUAUAGGAUGCACCGGUUCAGAACAUGCGCAUCUCCUAUAAAGGGGCUUACAGCUGAUAUCUUGAUCACAGUCGCUGAACUUGCAUACGAGCGCAAACCCGUCUACGGACGAUACCCACCUGAUUCAAGUUCUGGGUCAUCCCUUGAAGACAGGAACUCGGAAGGGGGGGCGUAUCAAGCACUUGUGAGGAGGCGUGUGGAAGAGAACGAGAGGGCUUUUGAGAUUGCUGUUGAGGAAGGCAAGCAGACGCGAUUGACAGCAAAGGCGGAUGGGGCUACUGGGAGCGCAUUUCUGGCAGUGACUAGGAUUGGUGCCGUAGUAUAAUCUGUAGAUAUCAUAAUCACUAGUUCUAUACGUGCUCUACACAUGCACAUAUAUCAUAGAUGGUAUGAUCCGACUUGAAACGCAUCAUUCCCACCGAAAGGUAUUCGACAAUCCCCCAAGCUUCAGUACAGUUUUAGAGAUGCAAUGCAAAUGGUCCAUGGAUGA